GGGUACAAACAUUUGUACGGUGAAUUUUUGAAUUUGGAGGUAAUGUCAUCCCGGAGAGGCGAGCUGCUGAGCGUGGACGAAGUGCUAGACGCUGUUUUCCUGGACGAUAACAGCGAUGUGGAGCCCAGCAUCGAUAGCGACGAUGACGACUGGGAUGCUGAGCCUGGCACUGCUGAGGAAGUGGUCGAAAUUGCUGAACCCGAUGACGGCGACGAUGUCAAUAUGCCCACCCCUGAGAAUCCAGCUGAGAACGUAGCUGAAGUCCCAGGUGAGGGCGUCUUAGUCAGCCAAGAGGAUGAGAAUGAGCCGGUCGUUGUUGCAGAAGUGUCUGCCAGGUCACACAAACCAGCAGUGGAGCAGCUUGCUCCAGGAGAUACUGGCCAAGAAGGGUUGUGGCGUAUGGAUGAAAACAUUCCCGUCAUCCCAGAAUUUACUGCCGACGCCGGCAUGAACGUCAACGUGCCGCCAGAGCCAACGCCGUAUGAUUUUGUGAAGCUGUUCUUCACUCCGGAACUAUGGCAGCUGCUGGUGACUGAGACAAACAGAUAUGCAGAGCAGUACCUGGCACAAUUUGGUGCAGAUCUAACGCGACACAGUCGACUGAAGAAGUGGGUGCCCGUCACUGUGCCAGAGAUGAAAGUCUUUCUCAGCCUCUAUCUGCUGAUGGGCAUAGUGGUCAAGCCAGAGCUAGAUAUGUAUUGGAGCACCGCUGCACUGCUGAGUACGCCUAUCUUUGGCUCAUCUAUGCCACGAGACCGUUGGUGUGCAAUACUAUCUUUUCUGCAUUUCGCUGACAAUGCGACAGCUGAUCCACAGGACAAGCUUGCAAAGCUACGCCCGCUGAUCGACAUGACGUGUGGUCUGUUCCGAACAGUCUAUACACCAGCGCGCCAUGUGUCUAUCGACGAGGAGCUAGUGGCUUGGCGUGGCCGUUUGCAAUUUCGCCAGUACAUUCCAUCCAAGCGGGCCAGGUUUGGUGUGAAGGUAUUCGCGCUCUGCGAGUCAAGCGGAUAUAUGUGCGACUACAUUAUCUACGUCGGCAAGGACACAACAUUUGAUGACGACAUGGUGCGUACCCUGGGAAAGUCCGGUGCCGUCGUAGGCAAGCUGAUGGAGCCUCUGCAAAACAAGGGUUAUCAGUUGUACAUUGACAACUGGUAUACCAGCAUUGAAUUGGCUACUUACCUUGCGCAGCAUGGCACCACGAUGUGCGGCACAAUCCGCAAAAACCGACGCGGGCUGCCAAAGCGCAUCACAAACUACCGUGGUCUGUCGCGAGGAGAGUUUGUGUUUCGCUCGUGGAAUGGGAUCCUAUUCCUGCGACUGUCCGACACCAAGGAAGUGCAUUUCCUGUCUACCAUCCAUACGACUAGUAUCGUGGACACCGGAAAGCGUGACGUCCAUCGCCUCCCGGUACAGAAGCUGGCGCUGGUUCACGACUAUAACCAGUAUAUGGGAGGCGUCGACAGAAACGACGAGAUGAUGAGUUUUUAUACAGCUGCGCGAAAGACCCAGAAAUGGUAUAAAAAGCUUGCCAUCCAUCUGCUAGAAGAGUGUCUUCUGAAUGCUUUCGUGUUGUUCCGGAAAUUCAGCGGUAAAUCGAAGAAGCACUCCGACUUCAUCACGAUCGCAUUGAACGCCAUGCUGCAGGAUGGAAGGAGAUCUGGUGCUGCUGCUGCCUCAGCUGCUCCGGCCACACCUGUAGCACGCUCUGUUGCAGCGAGUGGUCAUGUGCCCUGCAGUAUACCGAGCACUCCAAAGAAGACGAAGCCACAGAAGAAGUGUCGCUACUGUUCGCGGAACAACAUCAGGAAGGAGUCUCGGUAUUGCUGCAUGAAAUGUCCUGGCCAGCCUGGACUCUGUGCUGCUCCUUGCUUUGCCCUGUGGCAUGAGUAACUGUACAUAUGUUAUAUAAUUCACCUGUAUAUAGCCACUUUUCAUGAUAUAUAUAUCCAUUGAGUGUAUAUAAGCCGAAAACCUGUACAUGAAGGGAAAAGUGACAUCUGAACGCAAAAAUUCAAUUUUUCUUUAUGCUAACUAGAAGCUCCUAGAGUGUUUUAGACUGCUAAAAUUGUUGUAU
Molecule: messenger RNA, 2080 nt
Organism: Sycon ciliatum
Lineage: Eukaryota; Metazoa; Porifera; Calcarea; Leucosolenida; Sycettidae
Product: piggyBac transposable element-derived protein 4-like
Exons: 2
Coding region: 43-1896 (617 amino acids)
Source: RefSeq, a predicted model, not a curated record